ACUUCCCAGUCAAACGUGGCGGCCACGAACAGACAGGGAAGGUAGGAGUGGCCGUCUGUCGAUCUGUCAAGUUGCUCAUUUUAUUUUUCAGCUUAAUAAUAAAUACUAUUUGUUUAUUAAAUUAAUAUUAUUAUUAUAAACAGUUUAUUAGUGAAUAUAUUGUGUUAUUAAUUAAAAAAUAUAUUAUUUUUUGUUUUUAAUAAUGUCGUCCUCUGGGGAUUUUGGUAAUCCAUUGAGAAAAUUUAAGCUUGUCUUUCUUGGUGAACAAAGUGUUGGUAAAACAUCACUUAUUACUCGUUUCAUGUAUGACAGCUUUGACAACACGUAUCAGGCAACAAUAGGAAUCGAUUUUCUAAGCAAAACUAUGUAUCUUGAGGACAGAACUGUUAGAUUACAGCUUUGGGAUACAGCUGGACAAGAAAGAUUUAGAAGUUUAAUUCCCAGCUACAUUAGAGAUUCGACUGUUGCUGUUGUCGUUUAUGAUAUAACCAAUGCAAAUUCAUUUCAUCAAACAUCCAAGUGGAUUGAUGAUGUACGAACGGAAAGAGGCAGUGAUGUUAUUAUCAUGUUAGUUGGCAACAAAACAGAUUUAAGUGAUAAGCGACAAGUGUCAACUGAAGAUGGUGAACGCAAAGCUAAGGAACUUAAUGUUAUGUUUAUUGAAACAAGUGCUAAAGCUGGUUACAAUGUGAAGCAGCUCUUCAGAAGGGUUGCUGCUGCUCUUCCAGGCAUGGACUCAACAGAAAAUAAGCCACCAGAAGACACUGUCGACUUGCAGAAUCAAUCACCAAUGCAGAAUGGCUCUACUGAAGGUGAAGGUGGUUGCAUUUGCUAGGAUGAAUAAUAAUAAUGCAGGUCAAUAAUUAUUUGUUGACAAAACGAACCAGUUAACUCUACAAAAUUCAUGAUUAACAUGAUUAUUAAAUAUAAUCAUGUUUUUUAUUUAAUUAAUUUGUCUUAAUUUAAUUAAACAAAAGAAAAAAAAAAAGUUAACUUUAAAAACUUACAGUGCAAUUUAAAUCUGAAAUGAAAAAUAUAAAUUUAAAAAAAAACUAAUAAAUAGUAGGAAAAAUUGAAUAUCGUUUAAGUGUGCUUGUGCGGUUUUUUAGCAAAAAAAAAAACAAACAAACUAAAAAUAAUAAUAAAAAAAAUGUGCAAUUUUGCUUGUUAAAAAAAAUUUAUUGUAAAAGUUGUCUGAUACAUUUGUCUUCGAAACGAUUAAGUAAUUUAUAAUGGUUUUAUUAUUAAUUUUAAAAAUUUUAAAACUAACAACAGUAAGAAUAAUUUUUUGUAUUUUAUUUUUUAAUUUAUAUUAUUAACGAUAUUGUUUUGUUUAAAUUUAUUACUACCGAUUUUUACUUUUUAUUUAUUUCGUUUAUAUUUUUUCCACGAUUUACAACGGUUUUGUUUUUUUGUGUAAAAAUAAAAAUAAGAUAUGAAAUUUAUCGUUACAAAUGUAUCACAAUUGUUGGGCACUUUUUUUUUUUUUUUUGUUUGCCUAAGAGACGCAUAAAGAUGCACGCUGAUAAAUUGUCACAAUAUUUGCGCAAUGUCAAGAGAUAAAAAUAUAAAAUAAAAAUGACAAAAAUAGUCACACACUUUUUGAGUGAAAUCAAUUAAAAAUUUUGUUACAAUAUUAAUCUAAG
Aphidius gifuensis is the source of this 1646-nucleotide messenger RNA. It is a transcript of the gene Rab6, whose product is annotated as ras-related protein Rab6. The record is from RefSeq and is a predicted model, not a curated record. Gene Ontology annotation, molecular function: GTPase activity; GTP binding. NCBI's taxonomy places the organism in Eukaryota, Metazoa, Arthropoda, Insecta, Hymenoptera, Braconidae. The transcript is spliced from 7 exons. The coding region runs from base 203 to 835 and encodes 210 amino acids.